This is a messenger RNA of Sander lucioperca (pikeperch), 3021 nucleotides long. RefSeq names its product active breakpoint cluster region-related protein. NCBI's taxonomy places the organism in Eukaryota, Metazoa, Chordata, Actinopteri, Perciformes, Percidae. Gene Ontology annotation, biological process: positive regulation of GTPase activity; signal transduction. The record is from RefSeq and is a predicted model, not a curated record. Gene Ontology annotation, molecular function: GTPase activator activity; guanyl-nucleotide exchange factor activity. Gene Ontology annotation, cellular component: membrane. Bases 311 to 2833 code for a protein of 840 amino acids. The transcript is spliced from 22 exons.
GUAAUAGCACCUAGCUAAAAUUGAACAGUCAUGAUUUCAGUAACUGAUGAAGGAAUAUGCAGUAGUGAAGUUUUGAUAGUAAAUACUCUGCAGCCAGUAUGUUGAAAUCGACAUAUUUACAGGAAGUGAAGUGCAACUAUGGGAAUAUGUUGAAGGUGCCAGUUCUCAUUGGCUUUUACUAGACAGACAGGAAGCUUUAUUUUCCCCUUUUGCACAUCCUUAAAAGAAAGAGGAAGUUUUCAGUGUGUGUUCACAUGCUGCAUCUACAGAGCUCAGCUUGCAGUGUGAGGAGAGGACCUCCGAGAACCCGAUGGACGUCUACCAGGAGGCUGUGUGUUAUCUGGAGUCGCAGCACGUACCAGUACUACAUGCUAUGUAUUGUGUGUGUUGGGGUGUAGUUGAAGCAGAGACUGGAGUCCUGGAGGAGGAUGUGUUCCAGGAGGAGGCAGUGUCCUGUUUGCUCUCUCCUCUCCUCCCUAAGAGCUUAGACUUCCCCGACACCCCCACGUUAAGCAGCCCUGAGGAAAUGCUGGAGAGGAGGCUGGUGGUCCUGAAAGGCAUCCUGGAGAGUGAGGAGGUUUAUCUCAGAGAGCUGGAGGCCCUGCUGAUGCCCAUGAAGGCUCUGCGCGCCUCAGCCGGGACCUCCCAGCCAGUUCUGUCCAGUCGACAGGUCCAGACUGUUUUCUACCAGGUGCCUGAGCUCAGAGACAUGCACCAAAGCUUCUUCUCUGGCCUGAAGGCCCGGCUGAGUGCACACUGCCAGACUGAGCCCGGUCCUGGUGUGGAAGGAGAGAUGAGCUACACAGGCUUUGAGCUGAUGGUGGGGGACCUGUUUCUGAAAAUGGUGAACCAGAUUGGUCUGUACGGUGGUUUCAUCGAAAACUAUGAGGAAGCUGUCGAAGUUGUUCGCAAGUGCACACACUCGGACCCUCGCUUCCGAACCCUGGCCCAGAGCAUGAUGUCUAAUAACAGCUCAGACAAAACUCGGACCAAAUACACAUUUGAAGCUCUACUAUACAAGCCUUUGGACAGAGUAACCAAGACCACACUGGUGCUGCGUGAUCUCCUGAACACGACACCAAUGGAACAUGGAGAUUACACACUCUUACAGGAAGCUCUGCGAUUGUCCCGCAGCUUCCUGUCUGGUGUCAACGAAAGUUCACAGUGCAAACGAGAGGUCACCCUCAGUCACGGCAUGAGGCGUCAGCUGAUGCGUGACGGCUUUGUGGUGGAUGCGAGCGAGGGGGAACGCAGCCUGCGUCAUCUCUUCCUUUACACAGACCUCCUGCUGUGCACCAGAUUCAAACAGGCAACCAGAGGGAAGCAGGACCAGUACAGAUUCUGCUGGUAUCUGCCUCUUGCUGGUCUCAAACUUCGCUGGGUUGCAGACCAAGAACGUUCACUAGACGCUAACCUUCGCUUACACACCAUAAGAACCAAGAUGCACCUCCUCCGUCAACAGCUACAGCAAAACGCAAAGGGGUCCAAGGGCUUGGCUUUGGCAGCUCGUAGCAGGAAGAAACUGGAGCAAAUGGAGCUGAUGCUGCUCACACACUCCCCUGUUUACACACUGGAGCUGCACAGUCCCAGUUGCAAGAGUCACACUCUCCUCCUCUCCUCACUGUAUGAGCUUGAAGAAUGGAGAGAAGCCAUUCACAAACUCACCACAGACAACAUAGAAACUGUCCCUCCAGACCUGCUCACCCUCACCAGUGCAUGUGUGAAACUGAGAAUGACCCAGCAGCCACCACUUCACAGCACAAACGCUGUAGAGAACGAGGAGUCUUUGUGUGGGACUCUGAGUGUGGCCAUCCACUCUGCCUGCGGCCUGCAGCAACCAGCCUGUGUGUAUGUGUGUGUGGAAGUGGACGGCUAUGAAUUUUACGAUAAACAAGCCCAGACACACUCAUCAGUCCACAGCCUUAACCCACAUUGGGACCAGGAGCUGUCGUUCCAGGUGGACGGGGCACAGCACCUAAGGGUGUUCUGCGUGAGUCAGUCAGAUGGACAGGAUGAUACUGUCCUGGGCAAAGCUUCUGUAAAGUUGGAAUCUAAAACCUUGAAUAAGCGAUGGAGGAGACAGACUCUACACCUCAGCCAGGUGGAGGUGACUCUCUCCCUGAAGUACUGUCCCCACCCACUUGAACCACCUAGCUCUACAGCUCAACAACAACCUGUCUUCGGUGUCCCCAUUGAAACUGUGGCACAACAGGAGGGAGUGCUGGUCCCACAUGUGGUGCGCUGCUGCGUGGAUGAGGUGGAGCGGAGAGGCAUGGGCGAGGUGGGCAUCUACAGGAUUUCAGGAACCACCAGUGAGAUCGCCAUGCUCAAGACUGCAUUCAACAGCAAUCUGCGUGAAGCAGUAACCAGGCUGAGAAGUGCUGAAGUGAACGCCGUCACUGGUGUUCUCAAACUAUACUUCAGAGAGCUGCCGCAGCCUCUAAUACCCACUGUGAUGUUUCAGAGCCUGGCCAGGAUGCUGGAAAUCCAGGACAUAAAUUCCCGGCUUGUCUCCAUGUUGUCCUUGCUGCACUCCUGUCCCGACCCCAACCGCCACACCUUCCUGUACCUCCUGCACCACCUCCAACGAGUCUCUGAAAAGCAAGACGUCAACAGGAUGUCUCUGCAGAACCUGGCUACAGUGUUCGGUCCGAGCCUCAUACGCCCCCCUGUGGUUGGACUGGGGCAGGACGGCCCCACUGUGGAUAUCUCCCAGGAGGUGGUGGUGCAGGUCCAAGUGGUUUUGUACUACCUGCAGUGCAACAACCUCCCUGAAGCCCAGACCUCUCUGCCACAUGACACAGACGCUGAAGAUGAGACCACCCACAUGUGAGACCACCACCAAUGUCACGCCUGGCAGGAAAUUCGAAUACUGUGUGUAAAGAAAAAUAUUUGCAUUAGAACUUUAAAACAAAAGUAUUUAUUUCUAAAAAUAUGAACUGCAAUUUCGUGUAUUUUGUCACUUUUUGCAAACCCAGUUGCAUUUUCAGUUUGAAUUAAAUUAAACGUGAAAUAUUAAAA